UAUUGACUUCACAAUGUCAGAGAUCAGAUUCAGCAAUCUCACUUGGGAUCACAUCACAACACUGGAUCGUGUGUUAGAUGAAGUAAUCCCAAUUCAUGGAAGGGGCAAUUUCCCCACGCUGGAGGUAAAACCAAAAUACAUUGUUCACGUUGUGAAAGAACAACUCAUAAAGCAAGGCAUUGUUGUUAAAGAUACCAGACUGAAUGGCUCUACGGCAAGUUACAUACUCGCAAGCCAUAAUGGAAUCAGCUAUAAAGAUUUGGACAUUAUUUUUGGUGUUGAUCUACCAAGUGAUCAAGACUUUCAGGUCGUUAAGGAUGCAGUUUUAGGCUGCCUACUUGACUUUUUACCAAAAGGUGUUAAAAAAGAAAAGAUUACUCUAAAAACCAUGAAAGAAGCAUAUGUACAGAAAAUGGUCAAAAUUUGCAAUAACCAGGACCGUUGGAGUCUCAUCUCUCUUUCAAAUAACACUGGGAAGAAUGUAGAACUAAAAUUUGUGAAUUCACUCAGACGACAAUUUGAAUUUAGUGUAGAUUCUUUUCAGAUUCUUUUGGAUUCCAUGUUAGAUUUCUAUAGUGUCCCAAAUGCUAAGCUAACCGAAGAAUCCUGUCCUGUUGUGGUGGCUGAAAGUAUGUAUGGGGAUUUCCAAGAAGCAAUGAUACAUUUAAAAUACAAGCUUAUAUCUACCAGAAAACCUGAAGAGAUCAGAGGUGGUGGCCUUUUGAAAUAUAGCAAUUUGUUGGUUCGCGACUUCAAACCAGCUUGUCAAACAGAAAUUAAGACUCUGGAACGUUAUAUGUGUUCUAGAUUUUUCAUUGACUUCCCUGAUGUAGCAGAACAGCAAAAGAAAAUUGAAUCGUACCUCCGCAACCAUUUCAUAGGUGAAGAAAAAAGCAAGUAUGACUACCUUAUGACCUUGCAUGGAGUUGUGAACCAAAGCACUGUCUGCCUCAUGGGUUAUGAAAGAAGGCAGACCCUUAACAUGAUCACCCUUUUGGCUUUGAAAGUACUUGGAGAACAGAAUAUUUUACCCAAUACAAACAAUGUUACUUGCUUUUAUCAACCUGCUCCAUACCUAGUUCUUGAGGGAGGGUACCCUAGUUAUUAUGUAGCAUCUGGGCCACCACUUGUUUAUUUCCAGCCAUGUCCUGCAGUACAGUUUCCUGUGCGAAAUGGUAUGAUGUAAGAAAGACAUAUACCAGAAGUUUU
Molecule: messenger RNA, 1209 nt
Organism: Acomys russatus (golden spiny mouse)
Lineage: Eukaryota; Metazoa; Chordata; Mammalia; Rodentia; Muridae
Gene: Tent5d
Product: terminal nucleotidyltransferase 5D
Exons: 1
Coding region: 14-1186 (390 amino acids)
Biological process (GO): mRNA stabilization
Molecular function (GO): RNA binding; poly(A) RNA polymerase activity
Source: RefSeq, a predicted model, not a curated record